Suillus paluster is the source of this 798-nucleotide messenger RNA. RefSeq names its product glycosyltransferase family 1 protein. Bases 1 to 798 code for a protein of 265 amino acids. The transcript is spliced from 5 exons. The record is from RefSeq and is a predicted model, not a curated record. Gene Ontology annotation, cellular component: UDP-N-acetylglucosamine transferase complex. Lineage: Eukaryota; Fungi; Basidiomycota; Agaricomycetes; Boletales; Suillaceae. Gene Ontology annotation, biological process: dolichol-linked oligosaccharide biosynthetic process.
AUGUCCAGCUACACAGCAAUCAUCUUGUUAAUCAUCCUGUUCUUCUGUGUCAGGCUAUUUUCUACCGUAUUUUCUUCCAGACCUCGCAAGCUCGCCACAAAACCUCUACAACCAUGCAGCGUCGCCAUUUUUCUCGGUUCAGGGGGGCAUACCGGUGAAGCAUUGAAGCUGGUUUCCGCACUUGAUUUUAGCCGCUACACCCCACGGACUUACAUCAUCAGCGAAGGUGACGUCUUAAGCGCACGGAAAGCUCUCGCAUUGGAGCACCUCAAGGCCACUCAAGAUGAUCAUUUCAUUCCACCGCCGUAUAAACUCUUGACCAUUCCCCGUGCGCGCCGCGUCCAUCAGUCGUUGCUUAGCACACCGCCAGAUGCUGUCAAAUCACUACUAGCCUGCAUUUAUCUCCUCUCGGUUCGCCCGUUGUUCAAGAAAGGUCCUUUCCGGCACCCGUUCGCGGACCUUCUGAUCCUCAAUGGUCCCGGAACAUGUGUCUUUUUAUGUGCAGCGAUUCUUCUCAAUAGGGCAACCAUCACUUGCAUAAUCUUGAUCUGUGAUGCAAAUCAGCUUAUCGGACUACCUAGUCCACGGGUUAUGUACAUUGAAUCUUUCGCCCGUGUCAAAUCUCUCUCACUUUCUGGAAAGCUGCUCUAUCAUUUUGCCGAUCGUUUCGUAGUCCAGUGGCCAGAUCUUGUGCAGCCCUGGCGGUCGAGAAGAUUAUCGUGGAUGCCUUGUAUGAUUUUUACACGGAACCACAAUUGUUAUUUGAUCGAUCGGCGCACAUUGUUUGCAUUUCACUGA